Molecule: messenger RNA, 1554 nt
Organism: Schistocerca americana (American grasshopper)
Lineage: Eukaryota; Metazoa; Arthropoda; Insecta; Orthoptera; Acrididae
Product: sialin-like
Exons: 10
Coding region: 1-1554 (517 amino acids)
Biological process (GO): transmembrane transport; monoatomic anion transport
Cellular component (GO): plasma membrane
Molecular function (GO): transmembrane transporter activity
Source: RefSeq, a predicted model, not a curated record
AUGGCGCUACCAAGAGGGAAAGGAUGCCUGUCGUGCACCACCGUGCUGUGGUACAUCACUUUCGUGGGCUGUGGAGUCAACUACAUGAUCAGGAGCAACAUAAACAUCGCGAUUGUCGCGAUGGUGAAGAAACGCCCGUCAGACGGGAGUGCAGUGGCUAGCGAGUGCUACCAUUCGGAUUUCAACUUGACCGGAAACUACUCCCUCAACGAGAGCCUUUCUCAGGUCGAACUGAUCGACGUUGAUGAUGAGAUAAGAUUUGACUGGGACGAACAUCAGCAAAGCGUUGUCAUGGGAGCAUUUUUCUGGCUCUACUGGGCAACGCAGGUGCCUGCAGGAAUGAUGGCUCAAUACUUCGGUUCGAAGAAAGUGUUUGGUAUCGGUAACCUUAUGGUUUCCAUAACAACACUGCUGAUACCACUUUCUGCAUCACUUGACUACAGGGCUCUGGUAACCCUGAGGGCUUUCCAAGGAGUUUGUGGCGGCUUCUGCUUUCCAUCUCUCAGCUACAUUAUCUCGAGAUGGAUACCAACCAAUGAAAGGGGGAAAUUUAUGAGCGCAUUCAUGGGUAGUUCCGUGGGUGCCGCACUGACCUUUCCUCUCUGUGGAAUGAUCAUCCACUUUCUCAACUGGCAGGCAGUUUUUUAUAUCACUGGUGCAAUUGGGAUACUGUGGUUUAUCGGUUGGUGGUAUCUUGUGUACGAUAACCCAGUCGAUCAUCCUAGGAUAAGUGAGUCAGAGCUCCAGCACAUACAAAAUGCCAUUGGGGACACUAUUUCGGAAAAGAAGCUUCCUAUCCCAUGGUUUAAAAUCCUUACAAGCUGGCCACUGAUUGUGAACCUAUUGCUUGCAUGGGGUUGUAUUUGGGGAAUGUUCACUAUUUUAACCCAAGCACCUACAUAUUUCCGCAACGUUCAUGGAUGGAGUGUGCAGAAGGUUGGCUUUUUCUCUGGUCUUCCCCAUGUUUGUCGAACGAGUUUCGCCAUUAUAGUUGGUUAUGUUUGUGACCAUCUGUUGUCGAGUGGAAAGCUAUCAGUUACAGCAGUUCGAAAGUUGGCUGGUUUUAUAACAAAUAUUCUGCAAGGCAUAUUCAUGCUAGGGUUGGCUUUCUCCGGUUGUAACUCAGUUAUGGCCACUAUUUGCCUGACAGCAGCUCUUACUGUGAGUGGAGCUGAAACAUCAGGUUCUUUAGCUACAUACAUCGAUCUCAGUCCCAAUUUUGCUGGUGUACUCAUGGGCAUUGGUAACAUGAUUUGUGUGACUCCAGGAUUUCUGUCCGCUGCAGUUGUUGGUGCACUGACAUACAAGAAUCAAUCGUCUGAACAGUGGAAGAAAAUUUUCCUUAUAUCAGCAGGCAUCCUUUUACCUCCUGGCUUCCUGCAUCUUCUCAGAUCGUCAUCUGAAGUACAAGAGUGGAAUUUCCCGAAGUCAUUGGCAAAAGAAUUGAAACAUGAUAUCUCUGCGAAGGACGUCGAAGCUCAGCAACGUCUGACAUCAGAACAUGAAACCGAAGAUCAUCAGAAUACAGAGGAGAAACAAAACCAUAUACUGUGA